This is a messenger RNA of Ostrinia furnacalis (Asian corn borer), 1324 nucleotides long. RefSeq lists its product as uncharacterized. The coding region runs from base 144 to 1223 and encodes 359 amino acids. The transcript has 9 exons. The record is from RefSeq and is a predicted model, not a curated record. NCBI's taxonomy places the organism in Eukaryota, Metazoa, Arthropoda, Insecta, Lepidoptera, Crambidae. Gene Ontology annotation, molecular function: oxidoreductase activity.
AUACAGAACUGUCAGUAAGCCGUAGUUCGCAGCCGAGGCCGCGCGUGCCGUGAUCACGUACCUACGAGUAUAUUACACAAAUUACAGUAAUUGUUAUUAAGAAAAUUACUGCUGUUUCAGCCAAUUAAAUAGUGUUUAUCAAAAUGGGCAAGGUAGCGACAGCAGACGCGUUCCGCUUCAUGACGGACUGCCUGAAGGCAGCAGGGGCAGCGGCGAAGGCAGCUGAGCAGCAAGCCGAGCUGCUCAUACAGGCUGAUAGGCUGGGGCAUCCCAGCCAUGGUCUGAAUAGACUUGAAAUGUACGUCAACGACAUAGUAAGCGGUGCUUGCCAGCCGAACAACGAGCCGAAGAUCCUGAAGGAGAGCCCUUCGACCGCGUGGAUCGACGCCAAUAAUGUGCUGGGAGCCACUGCCAGCCACUUCGCCAUGGAUGUGGCCAUCAGCAAGGCGAAGAAUACUGGCGUUGGAUGGGUUACUGUAAAAGGGUCAAACCACAACGGCAUGGCAGGCUGGUGGGCGCAGAAGGCAGCAGACAAGGGGCUGAUAGGCAUGGCGUUCACGAACACAUCGCCUCUCUUGGCUCCUACGAGGAGUAAACAGUCUGCUCUCGGGACAAAUCCUAUGUCCGUGGUGGCGCCAGCGUCGCAGGGCGAAUCAUUCUACUUGGACAUGGCUACAACAGCCGUCGCAGUUGGCAAGAUCGAAAUGCAGCGAAGAAAAGGAGAACCCAUACCAAGAGGGUGGGCACAAGGACCUGAUGGCAAGGAGACGACAGAUGCUGAACUGGGCUACAACACAGCAUGUUUGAUGCCAUUGGGUGGAGGAGAGCAGACCUCAGGAUACAAAGGAUUCGGACUGGCAGCUAUGGUGGAAUUGUUCUGCGGAAUUUCUGCUGGUUCAAACUUCGGGCACCACGUGCGCUCGUGGUCCCACGCCGGAACAGGCGGCGCUGCCAACCUGGGACACUGCUUCGUGGCUGUCGACCCUGAGUGCUUCGCCCCCGGCUUUGGAGAUCGCCUUACUGAGGCCAUACAACACUGGAGGCAACUAGAACCGACGGAUCCUAACCUACCAGUUUUAGCGCCUGGAGACAAGGAGAAGAAGUCGGCAAAAGAAACUGAUGCGCGCGGCACAGUAUCGUAUGUCCAGCAACAGAUUGACUCUAGCGCCGCCCUGGCGGAAAGACUGAAAGUUAAGCCCAUGGAAGUGAUACCAGACAACUAGUGACAUCUGCAGAUUAAGUUUAUAGAAUUUGAAUAUUAGAACUCUGCAUUUAUUACUUACAGUAAAAUGUUGUUAUGAAUAAAAUGAGCCUCAAACAUUAA